Messenger RNA from Punica granatum (pomegranate), 979 nucleotides. NCBI's taxonomy places the organism in Eukaryota, Viridiplantae, Streptophyta, Magnoliopsida, Myrtales, Lythraceae. The record is from RefSeq and is a predicted model, not a curated record.
UAUAGUACCCGAUGUUACUGGUAGUGCACUAAAAAUACUCGAGAAGUCUGUCUGAACUCUUUUCGGUUCUAGGGAUCAGAAGAAGCAGCCCUACGUGCGGGAAACGACUGAUUGGUAAGGUCCUGUCCCAUGAAAAUGAGGAAUUUGAGUUGGUUUCGGUGACUGGAAAUGACUCGAAGGAGAGAAGAGCAGCUGUGUUGGUAUGUCUCUUGGAGGGCCAUGAAGGGGAACUUCGGGUUAUACUCACUAAAAGGUCCAUGAAGUUGUCUUCUUACCCGGGGGAUGUGGCAUUGCCAGGUGGGAAGAUGGAAGAGAAUGAUACCGACGACGCCGCGACAGCUUUACGGGAAGCCCUGGAAGAGAUUGGCCUGGAUCCUAAUCUCGUUGAAGUUGCCGCAACUCUUGAGCCCUUCUUCUCCCAGCAUCUUCUGAGGGUUGUCCCCGUGGUGGGCCUGCUUAAAAGCCCAGACGAGUUUGUACCUAUACUCAGCUAUGAUGAGGUGGAUGCUAUUUUUGAAGUCCCCUUGGAGAUGUUCCUGAAGGAUGACAAACACAGGUAUGAGGAAAGGGAAUGGAGAGGGUGGAAGUACAUUCUUCACGCCUUCGAUUUCCAAUCGAAUGGGGAAUUGUUUCAUGUAUGCGGAUUAACAGCAAGAAUUUUGAUACGAGUGGCCUCGAUUGUGUACCAACGAUCUCCAUCCUUCAACAUGCAAGCUCCCGACUUCCAGCACUUGCAAGUGGCGCUGGAUUUCCCGAUAGUUAUCAUGAAUGUCGAAACUGUGUUCUAUCUCUCUAUUGCUACAUAAUUGCAAAUUACUUCUUGAUGUGCUGGCUAUUAAUCUUUCAUGCUCAGAUCGUCAGCUAUGGAUUCCUUUAGAUUUUAAUAAUACCUAGUUACGGAGAUGCAAAUGAUUAGGCUUUGUAAUUACUUGACAAUAAUAUGUUAAUGUUCGCAAGUCUCUAUGACUAAGAUGUCGUA